CGAUCAGCUGAUGAGGCCCAGGACUCAAGCACUGCACUGGCUUGUCAGUGGGUUGCAGGCGGGCUAAAGAGCGCUCUCUAUCUCUAGGCUAAGUGGGGGAAGAGAGAGGAAAAAAAAGCUUGUAGCAUCUGCAAAGCUCGACGAAGGCUUGACUCUGCAUUAGCAAUAAAUUACAUAUUGCAUUGAAAAAAAAAAUCCAGAGGCUCAAAAUUAAAACAAAAUCAAUAACAUGGACAAUUCUGGCAAAGAGAAAGAAGCCAUGCAACUGAUGGCUGAUGCAGAGAAGAAGGUGAAAUCAUCGCAUUCCUUUCUUGGAGGUUUGUUUGGAGGAAAUGCAAGAGUAGAAGAGGCGUGUGAAAUGUUUGCCAGAGCUGCAAACAUGUUCAAGAUGGCUAAAAACUGGAGUGCUGCAGGGAAUGCAUUUUGCCAAGCAGCCAAGCUGCAUCUACAGUUACAAAGCAAACACGAUGCUGCCACCAGUUUUGUGGACGCUGGAAAUGCGUAUAAGAAGGCAGAUCCACAAGAGGCCAUCAACUGCUUAAAUGCUGCUAUUGAUAUAUACACAGAUAUGGGGAGGUUUACAAUUGCAGCAAAACACCAUAUCACCAUUGCAGAGAUUUAUGAAUCAGAAUUGGUAGAUAUUGAAAAGGCUAUUGCUCACUAUGAACAAGCUGCAGACUACUAUAAAGGAGAAGAAUCGAACAGUUCCGCUAACAAGUGUCUGUUGAAAGUAGCUGCCUAUGCAGCUCAGCUAGAACAGUAUCAGAAGGCGAUAGAAAUCUACGAGCAGGUUGGGACCAAUACCAUGGAUAAUCCACUGCUGAAAUAUAGUGCAAAGGAAUAUUUCUUCAAAGCAGCGUUGUGCCAUUUUAUUGUUGAUGAGCUCAAUGCUAAGCUUGCUCUGGAGAAGUACGAAGAAAUGUUUCCAGCAUUUUCCGAUUCGCGAGAAUGCAAACUUUUAAAGAAAUUGCUCGAAGCUCACGAAGAACAAAAUGGCGAAGCUUACACUGAAGCAGUGAAGGAAUUUGAUUCUAUAUCACGACUGGAUCAAUGGUUGACAACAAUGUUACUACGCAUCAAAAAGUCCAUUCAUGGAGAAGGGGACCUCAAGUGAAAUAGCUUUGCAUACACUUGAGACAUUUUGCCAAUUGUGAUAUGCUAUUGUGCAUGCUGGGUUGUGGAUAUAUCUUUUCAAUGUUAAUAAUUCAGUUUUGUUUCUUUUGUUUAAUAUGCCUGAUUAAUGUAUCAUUUAAAUAUAUUGUUUUCUCCAUUCUGCUCAUAAAUGCUCAAUUUGGGAACAAAUCCCAGCCGUGAGCAUCACAUCAUUAUAAAGGGCAUGGUUAAGACACACCAACAUUUUUGCGUGACAACCAUUCUGAAUGCUAGUGAAAUUUCCUCUUUUGUGCUUGUGAAAGUUUAUUGGGUGGUAGCUAAAUGCUGCAGGAAAGGAAUUUGAAGAAACUCAGGUGGAGUACAAUUUCUGAAAAUUUUAUACUCCGCAGACUCCUAAAGUUCAUGGCACUAGUUCACCAAAUGGCACAUAACUAACAUUAAAAAAGACAUGUUGAUUUCAUAGGAUACAAAAUGUUCCAUUUGGAGAACUUAAUCUGCACUUUUCCUUCUAUAUUUAGCAGCUGAUAAGUCAUUCUAGUUGCUUUGAUUUUUUUAUUUUACUGAAUGCCGGGAUUAAUAGAUGACUAUAACGAUACAAAGGGAAAGAUGAAUAUAACCUUUUCAUUUUGUAUUUUUGAAAAUGGUUUUCAUCGGUCAUACGAAUUAGUUACGAAUUUAAUGGUGUGUAAACUUUCAGAAUGGUUUAGGAAAGUAUUAAAACAGUUUAUUGCUAAGUGGUAGAUACUUCAUCUUAUGAUUGAAGUAGGUUUUUUAAAACUGGCUUUCUUUUAACCAUUUAUUCUAGUUACAUAUUUUAUUUUAAGUUUUUAUAAUGUUCCUGGACACAAUGGAAAAGGCUUGCAUCACACUGGUGGCUGCUCCCAUAUUACAUAACCAGUUGUUUCUGUUUCCUAUGUGCAGCUGAAAAUGUGGAAACUUUUUUUCCAAUUUGCAAAAUGUCUAAAUGGGUUGUAACUACACAAAUAUUCUAUGUAAUGUUUUAUAUAAAAGAAAGCUUUUUGUAAAUCUAGAACUGAAUAUUUUGUGAAAGGCUUCCACAAUUUCCACCCCCCCCCCCCCCCCCCCCCCCCACAUUUGAGUGCGUGCUUGCAUGCAUGUGUUUAUGUAUUUGUAACAACCUAAAGUAUAUCCUUGUCUAAUAGUGUGCUGCUUUUUGCUGUAUACGGUGCCGUUUUAGCCCGGGCACAUGUUCCGUUGUGAACAGUUUUUGUUGGAAACAAUUUUGCAAAACAUCUUUUGUAAGGUAAAACAUCCUAAAACAAAGGCUCGAAGUGAUCUCUGUGAAACAUCUAGCUAUGCUAUGGAAAAACACCGAUUAUGAUGCUAGAUCUUAUUAUUCCACUGCAAAAAUCCAUGUAAAAGUUGAUUCCACAGAUCAAAUAUUAUCCUUGACAUAUGGAUUUCAUUGAGUAGUAUUAUUCUUUAAUACUUUAAAGACUGUGUAAAUAAAUGACCAGUCUACCAGUGAUUAAGUAGUGAUAAUAAUCUAAUUGAAAGGUAACAAUAGGACCUCCGGGCAUGGAGGGAUAAGGAAAUUCAAAUCCAUUCAGUGUCCAACUCCUUAAGCUACACUUGACAAAUAAAUAUUCUGUUCUUGUAGGCAAUCUUCAGAAGCUGAGCACUUUAUAUGUAAGCAUGUGGAUGUUUUGUAAAAUAUCCUAAAGAAGCUGGUCAAUGAGCUGUUUCCUAAGGUUGUGAUACACACAUCUUCAACAAAGACAUGACUGGUGUUUGUUUGCCAUGUUUGUGACAGUGUCAUGAAACAUAACCUUGAAUAAAAACCUAUAAUCCAUUGAGCUGUUUUAGGUCUUCAAAUUUGGCUCUUCAGUGAAAACACAGAAUUGACUUGAUGUAUUUUGCAUGUGUUUCGUGUUUCAAAAUAUUUAGUUGUGUAAAAUGCAAAUAUUGUGUACUGAAGAAUGAACUCAGUCCCGAUAUUGGUGUGUUUUCAGUUACAACAAUUUCUGUUUAUUCAGUCUGCAAAAUGAAAACUGCAGGUCAGUCCAGCAGCAAGAGCUUUAUUGCUAAUGAGGACUUAUUGUCCUUUUUUUCCUCAUUUCUGCAUAUCCACAUCUGUUCAGUUGUCUCAUUUAGUUAUCUGUUUUAUGUUAUUUUGUCGACAGAACUAAAUCUUCAACUAUUUAGUCUAAAGAAUGUAUAUUGAAUUAAAGUUAUUUAUUUUUGACUAAAAGAACAGAAACUAAAAUCUGAUGUUUAUUUGAUUUAUAUAAUUUGUAUGGGCAGGUCAUUUUGGAUUGUGCAACAGCAAAAGAGUUAAAAUGGUGCUGUAAAAAAUAAUUUCUCGUAUCAGACAGAAUUCAGGGAUCACCAUUUCAAAUUGUUGCAAAGACUCAAUUUAGCAAGUGUGAUAAAUUUCAUUGAAAGGAAUUCCUAAUUUAGAACAAAUGUAGAUAAAAAUGCUCCAUGGCAGGCAUUUCACCAUUCUCUUCAUGAUAGGUUUGUUUUUUUUAAAAAAAGGACUUCCAUUGCAACUUUAACACAAACAUUAAAAUUAAGGUUUAUAUACACAAAAGAUUGAGAAAAAUACUUUGGAAAUCUAAUGGGCAAAUCCAAUUUAUUGCUGCAGAUGUCAACAGUAUCAUCCAGUGAAUUGCCACAAUAAAGUUAGUGAUCACAGUGAAAUAAUUUUAAAUAACUUGUAUUCCUGGAGAAUAUCUUUCAAUACUAUUGAAAAAUAGCCACAUAUUGCUUGGUUGGAAGUGUUAGCAAAUGAUUUUUGAAGCAUCAAAACUUCAGCAACUUUUUUUUUAGAAAAAGUAUUAGUUAUUUAAAAAUGGUCAGACUUUUUGAUUUUAGUUAGCCAGAGACACACUGACCCACAGUUGUCAAGAGUAUUAUUUCCUCUACGUGACAGUGAGAAAUUCCUGUCAUCCAUUAAACAAACUGUAGAUGUAGAGUGGUACAAGAAAGAAAUGUUCCAGCAGAAGCCAAGCACUUAAUAUUACCUGAUGCUUCUUCCAAACACUAGCUCAGGAAUUCCUAAAGCAUCUCAGUAAAAGUAGAACUGAUCAGUCAAAAUAUGCAAUGUUAAUAUUCUUGGUAUUCAUGCCUGUAAAACUGUAAAUGUAUUCACAAUGGCUGACUUUCAUUUUAACUAGCAAUUCCAUAGCUCUUGCUGUGAAAAGGUCAAAAAUGUUGACAGCUAUGGGGCAUGAUAAAAUUAUGUAUGAUCUAGAGAUUUUGGAAUGAUGAGGAUGAAAUUUCUUCUGUUAAUUCCAGUGAAAAAGGAAUUAUGUUCAGUGAACCCCCUUUAUUUUUAAGGAUUGACUGUGUUAUAUUGGUGAAAGAAGCUAUCUGAAGUCAUUUAAUGUCUUCCCACCACCCACCCUCUUCCCCAGUUUCAAUUUAGAAUGAAAUCUCUUGUAUCUGCACUGUUUGUUUUUAAGUGAGAUGUCCAGCAUGCAUUUUGGCAGGAAUUCCACUGACUUUCCUUAGUAUUUUACCUAGACUAUUUGUAAUCAUCCAAAGCUGUUGCCACUAUGUUGAGUGGGUUGUAUGCUUGUUCCUGUGUUGUGUUUUAGAUGUCAUGAAGUAUUGUCCCACUGUAAGAAUUUGAGCAUGUUUUUGUCUUCACAGGUAUUGUUAAUAAAUCUGUGACUGUGUGUGCAUUAGAAACAGUUUAAUAUUGAAUGCAUUAGGACAAUCUAGUCUUUGUGGUGUUUUGUCAGAUUUGCAGAAUUAUGAAGACCAAUGCUUCUGAAAGUUGGUCUAUUACUGAAACACAAGAAAACAAAAUUUAAAAUAAAAUAUCCUAUCAUCAAAA
This is a messenger RNA of Stegostoma tigrinum, 4918 nucleotides long. RefSeq names its product N-ethylmaleimide-sensitive factor attachment protein, beta b (gene napbb). NCBI's taxonomy places the organism in Eukaryota, Metazoa, Chordata, Chondrichthyes, Orectolobiformes, Stegostomatidae. Gene Ontology annotation, biological process: SNARE complex disassembly; synaptic transmission, glutamatergic; regulation of synaptic vesicle priming. The record is from RefSeq and is a predicted model, not a curated record. Gene Ontology annotation, molecular function: syntaxin binding; soluble NSF attachment protein activity. The transcript is spliced from 11 exons. The coding region runs from base 230 to 1114 and encodes 294 amino acids. Gene Ontology annotation, cellular component: vacuolar membrane; synaptobrevin 2-SNAP-25-syntaxin-1a complex; terminal bouton.